UUGAGGACGAGGGAGAUGAGCAAGAGCAAGAUCCUCUCCUUCCCAGCGACGGGUCCGAUGUAGCUGAUAAAAGUAGUAUCAGAACAGGGAAAGACUUCUGUGGCCGAAACCGUUGCGUUGAGUCCUCAAGGACAACCCGCAGUCCAGGUAGGGGCCUGCGGGCACGGGGGCCGUUCUUUGUGGAAGAGGAACAAAAGUCAGGAUCAUCCGCGUCCUCGGCGAUCAUGAACAACGCUCAAGCUGAUAAAAGUAGUAUCAACAAUACAUCAUCAGCUUCCACCUCGUCUUCUUCAGCUACAGGAGCCAGAAGAUGUUCAACGACUGGCAGUGCCACUGGCUGUGCUCCUGCUGCAGCCAGAUCUUCGACGGCUAGUAGAAGUGCCACUGGCAGCUGUACUACUGCUAAGAAUGCAAAUAUAUCUAUGUGGUCAAAUAAUGAAGGACAAGGAGUAGAAGGAAUUGGAGAACAUGAUGAACAACAUCAGAAAGAGCUGUUGCAACAGACGAGAACAAAUGAUCCAUCUUCGCAGAUGAAGACGAACGAAGCACUUACAGGUAAAGAAAUACAAGUACUAGAGGAGCAAGAGCAGGCUUUUUUUGGACGUACCAAAAAGCUCCUGAGGAACUGCAGUAGCUACCACAUCUUCGCUCAACAUGAUCGGCGUCUACUUGGCACGACUACUGUUCUUGUUGUUUU
Messenger RNA from Amoebophrya sp. A25, 697 nucleotides. The record is from the annotation of a GenBank genome assembly. NCBI's taxonomy places the organism in Eukaryota, Dinophyceae, Syndiniales, Amoebophryaceae.